Planococcus citri (citrus mealybug) is the source of this 3956-nucleotide messenger RNA. RefSeq names its product angiotensin-converting enzyme-like. The record is from RefSeq and is a predicted model, not a curated record. Gene Ontology annotation, molecular function: metallopeptidase activity; peptidyl-dipeptidase activity. Gene Ontology annotation, biological process: proteolysis. Gene Ontology annotation, cellular component: plasma membrane. The transcript has 13 exons. NCBI's taxonomy places the organism in Eukaryota, Metazoa, Arthropoda, Insecta, Hemiptera, Pseudococcidae. The coding region runs from base 538 to 3087 and encodes 849 amino acids.
UUGCUGGACUGCUGGCUGCUGGUGCUUAACCUUGUGCAAAUAUAUGAACUGUUUUUCGCGGUUUGCGCGCGCAACGGGAAAUUAUCACCUAUAGUGGACGCUACUUAUUCUUAUCGCUCAUUUAGGUCUCCAAAAUACACAUACACACAAGUUGGCUUAUUAUACUACGAGUAGGUGGCGGUGGCGUUCUGGCGUUGACGAGCAAUGAGCAUGUGAAAGAAAAAUUCAAACUAUACGCAAUACGUUUAUACUUAUACACAUACGCAUACCAACUCGUAACUCGUUCACAACGUCUACUCGACUCGACUCGACUCGUCGAAAGUAAAAGUUGCAACGUGAUCGUAGUACGGUCUACGGUACACCUGUGUACGUGUGUAGCCAAUAGCCAUUCACGCAUUUUUUUUUUUUUAUUCAAAUUUUUUCACAUUUGCACCGCCUUUUUAACGCGUUUUUUUCGUCAUUUUUCGUACUUUCGAACAAUUCUCUUUUUUUCCCCAUGAUUUUGUGAUCGAAUCGUCGCGAACCCAUGUUUUGAAUAUGUUCGGUGUUUUGACCAAUAUUCUGUUAUUUUUAAGCUCGUGCCAAGUGAUUCUCGCAGAUCGAGGAUACAUACCUAGCGACGACCGCGAUCAAGGCUACAUCGAUCCAAACACUUAUAUAAGAAACAAUGCCCAAAAUCAGCACGUUCAAGAAGUGCUGCGAAAGUACAGCCAAGAUGGCCGUUACAGCUCGUCGUCGUCGGCCAAUCCGUUAACGUCCAUAAACAAAGAAUUAACCGUCAGCACGCCUGAUCCUCGAUAUUACGAUACAUCGGCUAAACCAUCGGAUCCUAGAUUUUACGAUACAUCUUCGUCCAGACCGUCGGAUCCGAAUUAUCGAUCUAGACCUUACGGCGCCACCGGCGCCGGCGCCGGCAUCGGCGUCGGUGACGACAGAGUUGAUAUCAACAAUGUCGGCGUCCCCGGCUCCAGGUACAGAAAUUCGAAUUACGGAAACGGCGCUUACGGAUCCGGAUCCGGCUCCGGAUCGGCUGGAUAUGGCACGGAUCGCGAUCGCGAUCGUGAACGUGAACGUAAUCGUAAUAGAUACGACGUGUAUUCGGACAAUAACGGAGUUCGCGGUGAUCCUCCGCGGCAGUAUUUUGAAAAUGAUCCGCAGUACGCUCUCAGGGAGGAUGAAAUUUUCAAAAUUUUGGCCCAAAUCGAUGUGAGCGCUUCGCAGCAGUGUAACAUCAACGUCAGAGCUCAGUGGGAUUUUGAGACUAAUGUCAACGAUGUGUCGCAAAUUAGAGCGCUCGAGCAACAGUUGGCAUACUCGGAAUUUCAAAGGAGAGUUCACAACAUAGUGGGAAAAAUUGACAAAUGGGAUAUCAGAGAUCGAGAACUGCUACGUCAGCUACGUUAUUUGGCAGUAGUUGGCCCUUCAGUAUUACCACCGGAUCAGCUGAACAGAUAUAAUCGCCUGAUAAACGAUAUGCUGGCCAUUUACAAUACAGCUACAGUAUGCGACCAAGAAGAUCCGCUAAAAUGUGGUUUGCGGUUAGAAGAUCUGAACGUGAUCAUGGCCAGAAGUAGAGACUGGGAUGAAUUGCAACAUGUGUGGAUCGAAUGGCAUCGUAAAACUGGACAAAAAAUUCGAGAACUUUAUGUCCAACUGGUAGAUUUGAGUAACUAUGCGGCGCAAUUGAAUAAUUUCACCGACACAUCGGAAUAUUGGAUGUUCCCUUUCGAAAUGUAUGAUUUUAAGAAUGAAAUGGAAAGGGUGUGGGAUCAAAUUAAGCCAUUGUACGAACAAUUACACGCGUACGUAAGGCGCAAACUUCGUGAUUUGUACGGACCAGAAAAAAUCAGCAGGGAAGCUCCGUUGCCAGCUCAUAUAUUGGGCAACAUGUGGGGACAAUCCUGGGAAAAUAUUCUCGAUGUAACCAUUCCUUAUCCUGGUAAAAAUUUCUUGGACGUUACACCGGAAAUGUUGAAACAGGGAUACACUCCGGAAGCUAUGUAUCGAGUAGCUGAAGAAUUCUUCGUCUCGAUGAAUAUGAGCGCGAUGCCUCCAGAAUUCUGGACUAAAUCUGUGUUUGAAGAAGCACCUGGCAGGCCGGUCAUAUGCCAGCCAUCUGCUUGGGAUUUCUGUAACGCCAUUGAUUACAGAAUUAAAAUGUGCACUCACAUUUCGAUGAAAGAUUUCGUCACCGUUCAUCACGAAAUGGCCCACAUACAAUACUUCUUACACUACAGAAAGUUACCAAAAGUUUACAGAGACGGCGCUAAUCCUGGUUUCCACGAAGCAAUCAGCGAAGCGAUAUCACUAUCUGUAUCGAAUCCUAAACAUAUGCAAACUUUGGGCUUAGUUUUAACCUCGGUCGACGAUGUUCCUCAUAAUAUUAACUUUUUGUUCCAUUUGGCCAUGGAUAAAUUGACAUUCUUACCGUUUAGUUUGGCUUUGGAUAUGUGGAGAUGGGAUAUAUUCGGCGGAAAUACGCGUAAAGAGCGUUACAAUUGUCAUUGGUGGGAUUUAAGAGAACGAUUGAGCGGAGUCAAGCCUCCAGUUUUAAGAUCGGAAAUCGAUUUUGAUCCUGGUUCCAAGUACCACGUUCCUGCUAAUAUUCCCUACAUUGGAUACUAUUUCGGAACGAUAUUGGAAUUCCAGAUUUUCAGAGCUUUAUGUAAAGCUGCAGGUCAAUAUGUGGAAAACGAUGCCCGAAAACCUUUACACAAAUGUGAUAUUUACAGAAGCAAAGAAGCCGGUGCUAUUUUAACGCGUCUUAUGGAAACUGGUUCGUCAUUACCGUGGCAAGAAACUCUAAGAUUGGCCAUCGGUGAAAAUAGAUUAGACGCCAGUGCUGUUCGAGAGUACUUCAAACCUCUAGAAGAAUGGUUAAGAAAUGAAAAUUUACGUACUGGCGAAUUUGUCGGUUGGGUUUACGAUGGAGAUUAUUGCAAAUACAGUAUUGAGACUGCGAAUUUACAAGUGUACGGUGGAUUUUACAAUAACUCAAAUGUUCUUUCAUUUUCAUUAAGUUUAUUAUUAAUAAGUUGUCUAACAGUGAUAUUUUCCCAUACGAGAUGGUGGCGACAGCCUCUUUAAAAAAACAAAAAACUGACAUCUGGGCAUAGAGGGUGACUAUCUUGGAGCAUAAUUUUAGCCUCAGCUACCAUAAACUUAUACUUUUUUAUGACAAUGAGGCUGAUGAGUUGAAAAAAUAUUUUAAAAAUUUACUAGGUUACACGUACCUACUCGGGGGGACAUGGUUAGAUCUGAUCAGAUCUCCCCUUUUGGGUCUGAUCAUGCCUAAAUAGAGCUAAUCCGAUCAAAGCUUUGAUCUGACUAGAUUUCAGGAAUUGUCCGGAUCUGAUCAGAUCUAAAAAUUUUUUGCCAAGUAGGUAAGUAGGUAUCGGUUUUAUCUAAUAUUUUACAUUUGAGAUUGGUCGCGAAUCAUUACCUGUUACCUAUACUCGUAUAUUGAGCGUGGACUCGAAGGUACUCUUACUAAAGAUCACCUAAUCUCGAUUUAAAACAAACCUUGAAAUAAGGAUUAGUUGAAGUUGCGAAUCCAUGGCUAUUUGAUGGCCAGGCUGCCAUCAAACACUCAAAAUACUGGAGAGCUAUCACAAAGUAUCCCUAUGCGUUAAAGUUUGUUUUAAUAUGAAUCUAUAAGUACAUGUUACUUAUGCGUGCACAAGCUCAUGUUCAUUUACCAGUGCCUAUUUAGAUCUUUAUUUACCUAUUAUAUCUGUAUAAUAUAUUUCUUAAAUGAAUAAGUCGAUCGAAUUUGAACUGCAAGUACCUAUUUGCUACCCUACUAAUAAACUACAUAGGUUGUUCUCAUUUUUCAUGGUUUUGAUGGAUUACAAAAUAAUAUCCUUGAACCUUGAUAAACGUCAAAUUUAAGUGUAAUUUUAAACUUUGUAAUUUUUAUUAAAUUAAUAAAUGAUUUUUAAAUAUUUUUUACCAAA